Messenger RNA from Caenorhabditis briggsae, 2889 nucleotides. It is a transcript of the gene Cbr-cec-10, whose product is annotated as Protein CBR-CEC-10. Lineage: Eukaryota; Metazoa; Nematoda; Chromadorea; Rhabditida; Rhabditidae. The record is from RefSeq and is a predicted model, not a curated record. Gene Ontology annotation, molecular function: protein binding. The coding region runs from base 1 to 2889 and encodes 962 amino acids. The transcript has 9 exons.
AUGGCUGCUUCUGAUGGUCUAGAGAAAAGCUUGGCGACUGGAGAAGACAAAAAAAUGGAUGAAGAAGUACAAGGAGAGGGGGAGCAAGAGGAAGAUGAAGACGGCGAACCAGUCUGGCAGGUCAGAGAAAUUACUCGAGCGAAAGUCGAGGGUAAGAAGAUUGUGCUUUUUGUAACCUGGGAUCUUGAUGGUUCAACUAGCUGGGAACCACUUGAAAAUUUUCCUGAAGAAUUGAAUCACGAAGUUGUCAAAGAUUUUGUGAACCGAUUCCCGGAUAAAUGGGCAACUGUUCAGAAAAAUCUCGAAAAAAAAACCCGAAAAAAUUGGACAUACACAGUGGUUGACGCUGACAUGUACGAGAAGCCAGACGAAUCUGCCCCAAAAGAAGCGAAGCGCUUGGCAGACCCAAACCGAUUGGAAGAUCCCACUGAAAAGUGGCUAAAAACGUAUGGUGAAGGAAUCGAAGGACGUUUGUCUCGCAGCAAAGCUCAUGCCGCUCAACAAAACAUAAGCGGUGUUCCAUCAGUUUUGCCAGUUCAAAAUGUGGUUCCAGAAGAAAAGAAAGAAAAUAAAAAACGCGGAAGAAAACCAAAAGAAGAGGUGAGGCAAAAUCAUACUCAAAAAUUAAACUUCAUCUUCGCUACUAACCAUCACCUGAUUUUGUAUGCUACUACGAGGUCGCUUUUCUAUUGUCGAAAAAAAAACAGGCACCUGAAAAUUUCGCGGGAGCCACUACUGUCGCUUUACCAGUCCUCUUCUACAUCUACAUCGAAAAAGAAAACUGCUGCUAGCGGACGAAGACGAACCACUAAGAAAACCGACAACGAUAAGGAAACAAUUCCCAAACAAACGGAAGAAUCAGACAUAAAACAGGAAGAACCUUCAAAAUCAACAGAAGAAAUGAUUGAGCCUGUAGAAGAACCGGAAGAGAAAUCUUUUCCUCCAAAUAAAACUGCGCCUGUGCCAAGCACCGACGGGUGGCAACGUAAGCAUCGCGAUAAACCAUUGAACUCCUCUGACGAGGAAGAAGGCAGUAGCUCGAUUGGGGAAACAAUGGAAGCAUUUGAACCUCAAGUUUUCACCUCAAGUGUGUCAUUGUCAGGAGGAAGAAUAGAAGCCGGCGCAAACUCUCGUUCUCUAUCGCCGGUCCCAAAUACUGCUCCUUCGACUUCAGAAGUACCUGUGAAAAGAAAGAAAACAUCUGUUCCGAAGUCCGAAAGCAAGGAACAUCGCUCCCACAAGAAAAAACCAAAAGCACAGGACGACGAGGAGAAAAUCACAAAGACUAAACAUAAUAAGCCACUGAAAGUGAUUCCUAAGGAUCCUAGAGUGCGAUAUGCGGAUGAACCUCAAGGCAACCUUGGGAUUGAAAAGGCCUUUGCCGAACUAGGAAUCACGAUUUCAAAGGAGAACCCAAAAGAUCGACUAAUAAAGGAAUUCGAAACUAGGAAGAUGAAUUAUCCGCAGCAAAAAAGCCUCGAUCUUGCAAUCAGAUCAUUGGAUGCAGAAGCAACAAAAAUCAUUCUCAUGGAGAUUGGCCCAAAGCGUGCUAUGGAUGAGCUUCGUGUAUCCAAGAGUCUACACGAGGUGAGGGAAACAAAUUUAAGUGUGAGAGUUCAACAACACAUUAUUCAGGUGCUAACGCAACGUAUGAACAAAAAAACGGAAAAAGUUAUCCGCGCCGCACUGCCGCAUCUUCCACAAGAAAUUCUAGUGGAUCAAAAUGAUAGUUUGAAUACUCUCCUACAUUGUGCUAUCAACACGGGAGACAAGAAUCUUGUCGAAUAUCUCAUCAAAAUGGGCUCGCCACUGCAUGUUCGUAACUGUCAUGAAAUGACUGCUGCAGAAGCGUGUGUAGUUAUGAAAAACUCGGUUCUCUUGAGCAUAGUUCUUCGACACGGAGGAACGUUCCAUCAUAUUUGCUCCAAAAAAGAACUGAAAGAUAUGGGGUUCAAUGCAAAAGAACAGGAAAGAUUAGAUCAUUUCCAAUUGUAUACAUUCUUGGAGAGGCUGAGCCAGAAUGAUGAGAUCAAAAAAGUCAAGAGUGUGGCAAUCGAGCACAACCUGAAGUUACAACAAGCAUGUGAUAGACUUCGUCGCACUCUGAUAUCAUCUCGACUCCUGGAGAGGGAAUUAGGUCCGCUCAUGUCCUUUCCUCGUGGAAAUAUCCGCCAAUUCGGUUCUCGACAGACAAUUCAAUUUACAAUUCCGGAAUUGUGGGUCCAGUCGAAACAGUUCAAGUUCAUGUUAGCUGUCAUCCCAAUGACGUUCGACGACAAAAGGAAACUCUUCGUCGGCACUUCCCGAAAAGCACCAAUUAGAGGAGUGCCCUAUCUCUGUGGAUAUCCUUGUAAACCUAUGACAAGAAAAAAUUUAGUGUUUUAUCGAGCUACAACUGCACUCCGUAAGCAUGUCGCAUUUAUGCAACAGAACGGAACCAAGAACUCUCAUCUAUCAUUCCCCGAUAUCAGAAGUGUUGAGAGCCUUGGAGAACGAGAACGAAUGAUCAAAGAACGUAACACAAGGACAAUAUCUCCGAUGAUGUGUACACUUUCUAUUGAGUUCGAGGCCAUGAUUCCAUUUUCAUUCUUUGCUUGCCAACUGAUCAGAUAUGUACCAGAUAAAUCGUCUCUGCGCUCGACCUCAAAAACUGCAUCUCGACCUUUCCCUACCGGAAGUUCAACAUCUGGAAUACCAAACCGUCCAAGCUCGAAUAUCAACCGUCCAACGUCUUCGAGCUAUUAUCGGGAUAACAAAAGUCAAUAUACUCCAGGAUCUUCGAAUCGUUUUGGCUCAACUUACCGACCACCAUCAUCUUAUCAGAAUCGAGUGUCACAUGGUCAAGGGCAGUUCAACAAACCUUAUAAUCGACCAAACACCCCACAGUGA